Phragmites australis (common reed) is the source of this 1637-nucleotide messenger RNA. RefSeq names its product short integuments 2, mitochondrial. Gene Ontology annotation, cellular component: mitochondrion. Bases 118 to 1242 code for a protein of 374 amino acids. Lineage: Eukaryota; Viridiplantae; Streptophyta; Magnoliopsida; Poales; Poaceae. The record is from RefSeq and is a predicted model, not a curated record. The transcript is spliced from 8 exons. Gene Ontology annotation, molecular function: GTP binding; GTPase activity.
AUGUAUUGAGGAGGUCCCGCAGACCAACGGCCCGCUCAAAAGAGGUUCUGCAUUUUCCGCGUAAGCACAGAGGCGUCGUCCCCUGCCGAGAGCACCGGCGCCACCGGUGCGGCCGCGAUGCGGGGGCUUACGCGCGCAGCGAAGCGCGCCGGCGAGAUGGCCUUCAACGCCGGCGGCGGCGCAGUUAACUGGUUCCCGGGCCACAUGGCCGCCGCCUCCCGCGCCAUCCGCGACCGCCUCAAGCUCGCCGACCUCGUCCUCGAGGUCCGCGACGCCCGCAUUCCAUUAUCCUCAGCAAAUGAAGACCUUCAACCAGUAAUCUCAGCUAAGAGGCGUAUUAUUGCUCUAAACAAGAAAGAUCUAGCAAACCCCAACAUAAUGAAUAGGUGGCUUAAUCAUUUUGAAUCAUGUAAGCAGGACUGUAUUUCGAUAAAUGCACAUAGCAGCAGCUCUGUUAGUCAGCUUCUUGGGCUUGUUGCGCUGAAACUAAAGGAAGCAAUCUCGAAACAGCCCACACUUCUUGUUAUGGUUGUUGGUGUCCCCAAUGUUGGCAAGUCUGCACUCAUAAAUUCCAUUCACAGAAUUGCUACUUCUCGAUUUCCAGUGCAAGAUAAGAACAAACGGGCUACGGUGGGGCCACUGCCAGGUGUUACUCAAGAUAUUGCAGGGUACAAGAUUGCAAGUCAGCCAAGUAUUUAUGUGCUUGAUACACCAGGUGUUCUUGUGCCAAGUAUACCAGAUAUGGAGACUGGUCUAAAGCUUGCUCUAACAGGUUAUACUUUUAGAGCUGUUAAAGACUCGGUAGUUGGAGAGGAGCGUAUAGCAAAAUAUUUAUUAUCUCUUCUUAAUAUUAGAAAAACACCCCUACACUGGGAGCAAUUGCUGCACAGAAGAGAAGAGUUGUAUGAAGAGACAUGCAGCAGUAAUGAAAAAGACUCUAGGGUUUCACUACGAAGGAGAAGACGGUUGAAUAAUUCUGAUGCCUUAUUUGUUCAGGAUUUAGUGAUGGAGGUCCAAAGGACGCUAUGCAGUACGUUCGUGAACUUCACAGGCAAUACUGAGGAAGAGAGUGAGCUGGAAAGCCUCAUAGACAUGCAGCUCGCGGCUCUCCGCAAGGUGUUCAGGAUACCUCACAAACCGUUCGACGAAACGCAAGGCCCUACCUCCAAGAAGCUGCUGACUCUUUUCAGAUCCGGGAAACUUGGCCCUUUCAUCCUCGACGACCUUCCAGAUGAGCAGUAAAUCUGAUCUUAACCUACCUAUACGAUUUCUUCGGCAUGUUCUGCACAGCUAAUGCUCUGUUAUAGAAGAAAUCAGCAUGAAGCGUAUGGUACCAAAAUAUCCAUGGUAUGCAGAUUGCCUUUUUUCAGAUGGUAGGAGAUUAGGAGCUGCUAGUAGCAGGAUAUGUUUCUCUGCCUGUCUCUCUAGUUAGCUGUUGAUACGGACAGAAUUGCCUUUGAUAGUACAUUUUCUGGUUGGUACUUUCGUGGUUGUUGUUGCUUAAGAACGCGGAUGUGCUGCUGUUUGUAAGGGGACUGCGCAUGUGGGGCUGUCGCAGUCCUUCACCCCAAAAGAUCGAAUUUGAACUGAGCACUAGCAAGAAUUCAGGCUUUAAAUGCGUACCGGUGAUUGUCAAU